CUUCUUGCUGGCCUCAGGACAUGUUGAUGGGACAUAUAUGUCCCACCACUAGUAAACAUCCUCUCAGUGUGGUUGAGGUUUUUUCCCGGACAUUGGAAGGAAAAGCUCGAUACUGCACAGGUUCUCAGUGGCCCUAUAAACCCCAACAACACCAACAAAUGACAUUUGAGACUACAAGCUAACAUUUUUCCACAAAAUUUUCAUGAUGGCAUCAACAUCCCUGCUCUGUGGUAGAGCAUCAUCCAGAACUAUUCUUACAUUUUUAAGCAGCGUUAAUAGAACACUGCAUUCACCAGUCUCGACACAAACCUUGCCACGUCACAUUAGAAGAGUUUCAACUUCUUCUGUAUUAGAGGCAGCGAGAAAGGAAGAUGAUACUCAGAAGACAAGUUUAUCCAUCCAAGGAUAUUUUGCUACAAAAGAUCGAACCAAAGAAACGUUUAUUGCUGCCUGCGAUGUUUUCAAAGACAAGAAUCCUCAUCUUCGAGGCCAUGUGGAGUUUGUUUAUGCUGCACUGCAACAUAUGGAGGAAUAUGGAGUGCACAAAGACUUGGAGGUUUAUAAGAAGCUUUUAGACUUAAUGCCGAAAGGAAAGAUGAUCCCCAGAAAUGUAUUUCAAGUGGAAUUUAUGCAUUAUCCUAAACAUCAGCAGUGUGCUAUUGAUUGUCUUGACCAAAUGGAGUUAAAUGGAGUAAUGCCGGACUCAGAGUCAGAAGAAAUUCUCAUGAACACUUUUGGAAUGUAUAGUCAUCCUGUACGCAAGCAUCGUCGCAUGUUGUACUGGAUGCCCAAGUUUAAGCAUGCAUCACCUUGGCGUCUUCCUGAGAGUGUUCCAAAUAAUGCCUUCGAGCUGGCCAAGCUAGCUGUCACUCGUAUGUGCACAGUUGACCCUUCAUCUGUAAUCUCUCUCUUUGAGACAAAGGAUGUUGAAGAUGCCAUUGAGGAUACAUGGAUUGUCAGUGGCCAGAGCCCAACUCAACAAGAACUCCUACAGAACCACCCUCCUGAAGAGCCCAUCAAGGUGGAGGGUCCCUUUCGUAUCUUCUUGCGUGAUCAGUGUGUUGGUUACUUUAUUCUCCGAGCUGAGGCCAAACCUCAACCACCACCAGUGAAAAGAGAAUAUAUUGAUGAUGUAGGAUCUAUCAAGCUUUGGUUCACCGGUGACCUAGAGCCUGACGAUAUGGCUCUGAUUAAACCUACUAGUGUCCAUGAGCAAGAAGAUGGCAUUAUUCUAGCUAUUUGUGCUACAGGGACCUCUGGCCGAGAUUCACUCUUGUCCUGGAUACGCUUGCUAGUAAAUACAAACCCAAACCUGGCCAACGUACCAGUGCUGUUUACACAAGCCAGUCCGGUAGGAGAUGUUAUGACUACAGGCCAGCAUGAUGAAACUACUUCAGUGAAGACUGUUCCUUGAAGACGUCUCUCUUAUUAAAGAGGCACUGUAGGUUGUAUACCUUGGAUGAUGAUGAAUUCCGAGAGUCUUUCUACUCCCAAGGCCCAGAUAUGGGCCCGGCUCAUGCAUGAAUUUUAAGUACGAGUUAAAUAAUUUUUGUCUCUUUAGGACUUAUUCAACAGGUUCUUGUAAUCAAACAAAAAUAUAUAAACAUCACAAACAUUUAUUGGCUUCCCUACCAGCAUUCAUAUUGGUAGAAUGUUCCUAUAUGGAGAUCACAGUUGGCCAAAACCACAGACAUUGUACAAUUCAUUUGGUUAGAGUAGCGAUACAUGGUUUUGCAAAUAAAUAUGUUAUGGUACUGCUUUCAUAAAAAAUAUAAAUGUGCUUUUGUAACUGGCAGCAUAUCUUAAUAGUAAAUUAUCACAAAAAAGUUAUUUCACAAACUUUUUUUUUUUUUUGUUUCGUUUUCAUGCUUAUUUAUUUGCUUAAACAUCUUAUUGUACUAGAUGGAAUGCACAGAACAGUAUCAAAGUACUAUACAACCAAACAAUAUUAUUCACUAAUAUUAAACUCUUAUUUAAAAACUUAGUUUAUCUUAUAAACAAAAUGCCCAGUUUUUCAAUAAUUUUGGUUUAAGAUUAAAACUCAGGAGCUUUUAUUUAUAAAAUAUUUAUAAUCAGAUCAACAUUGACAAAUACAUUAAUAGAAAAAAGAAAAUUAAAAACUUGCCAAGAAAGCUUUUUUCUGCAGACUAAGGCAAUAAUGAAUAUACUUUCCAAAUCAAUUUGCUAAAAAGGUGUUAGAUAAAGGCAGUGCUAGAGUAAGGAAUCUCAUCACUAUGAAGCUUUGCCCCAUUAACCUUUCAUUGGGAUGUUGAUUACAUUUUAUAUCGCCCACUUUAUUUACCGAUUUUUUUUUUUUAAUUUCACAAAAAUUGGGACAUAUGUUACCUGGUUAGCAAACAUUUUACUAAGUGGAAGUGCUUGAAAAUUUAUUAACCAUCAGAUACAUCUAUCCAUGACUUAACCUAGGUAUUUUCUCAAAGUUCAGUCACUACUAUUAACUUCUCCCAUCCUAAUGUGCCUGAGAAAUUACUAACAUUAUGACUAGAUAAUGGUAACUACAACAUGCAGAAAAAUCCAUUACCAGUUAAACUAGUAUGUAUGUAUAUACAAUUACAUUAUAUAAAAUAAUUUCUAUUUAUAAACUUCAAAACAAAAGCUUAUUUUAAUUAUUCAAAACAAGUACAUUAUAUCAUGCACAGUGCAGCCUUUAUAUUUUUAGUCAGGCAUUUUAUAAUCUAGUUUAACAUAAGCUUGAUGAGGUUAUUAGUUGUUAAAUUAAACCAUUGAACUUGAACAGUAUUAACAAUAAAGGUAGCCCUCUUUUAGCAUAAAUUAAUGCUGCACUUAAAUAAACUUCUAGAUAAUGGUAUUUCAU
Messenger RNA from Cherax quadricarinatus, 2836 nucleotides. RefSeq names its product evolutionarily conserved signaling intermediate in Toll pathway, mitochondrial (gene ECSIT). Lineage: Eukaryota; Metazoa; Arthropoda; Malacostraca; Decapoda; Parastacidae. The record is from RefSeq and is a predicted model, not a curated record. Gene Ontology annotation, cellular component: mitochondrion. Gene Ontology annotation, biological process: cell surface receptor protein serine/threonine kinase signaling pathway; innate immune response.